AGCAAGUGCAUUUAGUAAACUUUAGUGGAUCUUUUUUGGUUAAUAAAGUACUUUUUCGAUUAUCAGACUUUAAACAAUGUCAAAUUAAAUUUAGGAUGCAGUCGUAGAUUCGAAGACGAAAUCUUAACAAAAUCAACUUUAUUAAUGUAAUUUAACAAUUGUAUUAUACAAUUGCAACGAUUGCAAAAUGACAACGUUGAGACACGACAUUGAACUACCGAACAACAUUCCAAAAUUAUUAAUAGAGAAACAUGCAAACUAUCUCAUUUCAUACGGGACCAACAAAGAUGAAUAUAAUUAUUCUCAGACUGAACACAUGAGGAUGUCUGGCAUGUACUGGGGCCUUACCGCUCUAGAUUUAAUGGGAAAGUUAGAACAAACUAAUAAGGAAGAAGUGCUAGAAUUUAUUAGACAAUGUCAAAAUGACAAUGGUGGCAUCAGUGCCAGUAUACAACAUGAUCCACAUUUACUUUAUACACUUAGUGCAGUUCAAAUAUUGUGUAUAUAUGAUGCCUUGGAUGUAAUAAAUGUUGAUAAAGUCGUCAGUUAUGUCAAAGAAAGACAACAACUAGAUGGAAGUUUUGUGGGUGAUCAAUGGGGUGAAGUAGAUGUCAGAUUUUCUUUCUGUGCCGUUGCUACUCUGUCACUUUUGAACUGCUUAGAUGCAAUAGAUGUCGAGAAAGCAGUACAAUUUGUAUUGAAAUGUAUGAAUUUUGAUGGAGGAUUCGGUUCAAAGCCAGGAUCUGAAAGUCAUGCGGGUUUAAUUUAUUGUUGCGUUGGAUUACUUUCGAUCACAGGACAUCUGCAUCUGAUAGAUGCUGAUCGUUUAGGAUGGUGGUUAUGCGAGAGACAAUUACCUUCUGGUGGUUUAAAUGGCAGGCCUGAAAAAUUACCAGAUGUAUGCUAUUCUUGGUGGGUACUGUCAGCUUUAACAAUUUUAGGUCGUCUUCAUUGGAUAGAUAAAAAAGGCUUGAUGGAUUACAUUUUAAUUUGUCAAGACAUCGAAACUGGCGGUUUUAGUGAUCGACCUGGUGAUAUGGUUGACCCUUUUCAUACUUUGUUCGGCCUCACUGCAUUGUCAUUGCUAGACAAGAACUUCUCGUUAAAACCAAUAAAUCCUACUUAUUGUAUGCCAGAAUAUAUAAUUGAUCGCUUAGGUCUCAAGCCAUCACGACUUGAUGCAUGAUAUAUCUGAUAUGUUGUAUAAUGUAUAUUAAUUCUUUGUUAAAUAUACGCGUAGAUUUUCC
Molecule: messenger RNA, 1247 nt
Organism: Atta colombica
Lineage: Eukaryota; Metazoa; Arthropoda; Insecta; Hymenoptera; Formicidae
Gene: betaggt-II
Product: geranylgeranyl transferase type-2 subunit beta
Exons: 6
Coding region: 188-1186 (332 amino acids)
Biological process (GO): protein geranylgeranylation
Cellular component (GO): Rab-protein geranylgeranyltransferase complex
Molecular function (GO): Rab geranylgeranyltransferase activity
Source: RefSeq, a predicted model, not a curated record